AUGGCUAUAUGGGAGUCACCCGACACCAUGGACGACUAUAUGAGAAUGUUCGAAAGAACCGCAAGGGAGACAUGGAAAGGGGAAUACACAAGUGAUCAUCACGGAUCACCUUCAUUGGUUUUAGAGGCUGUUGCUUCUCAAGAUUUAUGGAUUUGGCAUGCAUUUUUUGGGGUUGCUGGUUCCAACAACGACAUCAACGUUCUUGAUCAGUUGUCAAUAUUCGAAGAUCUUUUGAAUGGAAAGGACUCGGAUGCUCCUUUCACGAUGAAUGGAAACGAAUACAAAUAUGGGUAUUACCUUACAGAUGGAUUAUAUCCUCAGUAUUCCACAUUCGUGAAGGAAUUCCGCCACCCGGUUGAAGAACGAGAAAUUUUUUUAAAGAGAAGACAAGAAAGAGCACAUAAGGAUGUGGAACGUACUUUUGGAGUGUUGAGGCAAAGUGUAGAAGAUAAAUGGCGAAAUAUUGCACACUAUAUUCCAACUGAGCCCAGACACGUUCAGUUUCAACCAGGAACAGCAGAGUAUUUGCAUCGAGUUGUUGACAUUCAGGACGCAAAUAAACACAGACAAUUUCGAGAAGACUUGGCAGAUUAUGUCUUCUAUGGUAACAAUAACGAUAACGAAUAG
Lactuca sativa (garden lettuce) is the source of this 627-nucleotide messenger RNA. The record is from RefSeq and is a predicted model, not a curated record. NCBI's taxonomy places the organism in Eukaryota, Viridiplantae, Streptophyta, Magnoliopsida, Asterales, Asteraceae.